Molecule: messenger RNA, 991 nt
Organism: Leopardus geoffroyi (Geoffroy's cat)
Lineage: Eukaryota; Metazoa; Chordata; Mammalia; Carnivora; Felidae
Gene: RPS10
Product: ribosomal protein S10
Exons: 6
Coding region: 444-941 (165 amino acids)
Cellular component (GO): cytosolic small ribosomal subunit
Molecular function (GO): structural constituent of ribosome; RNA binding
Source: RefSeq, a predicted model, not a curated record
GCAGAGGUGAGUUUCUCCGUGGUGCGGGUUCCAUCGGCCUCCAUCCUGGCCAUCCAGUUGUCGUAGUCGCCGCUCCGCCCCGCAGUCGGGGCGGAGGGGCCACUCUCCUGCUUCCCGCGCGUCUAUUUCUGAGUCGCGAGAGGGGCCGCGGGCGCUUUUUGGCGGGUAGUGGGGCGCUGAAAGAAGAUUGGCGUCCCGUUUGCGGAGGCUGAGGAGGGGAGGAUGGAAGCCCUUGUGUCGCGGCGACCCUAAUGGCGAGUUUGAGGACACUGUGCUCCUCUUGCCCGUUUUUGUUUCGAUCCUGAAUUCUUUCUUCCGGGCUCCCUCCUUGCCUAGCCUUGCAGCUCUAGUGGAAGAGUGGUAGGAGAUGAGGGAGGGAAGGCCUUGGCCCUUCGGUUUGGGGUCCUGCGUCCCUGAAAGCAUGCCUCGCCGUUCCGCGCUAGAUGUUGAUGCCCAAGAAGAACCGAAUUGCCAUUUAUGAACUCCUUUUCAAGGAGGGAGUGAUGGUGGCCAAGAAGGAUGUCCACAUGCCUAAACACCCUGAGCUGGCAGACAAGAAUGUGCCCAAUCUUCACGUCAUGAAAGCCAUGCAGUCUCUCAAAUCACGAGGCUACGUAAAGGAACAGUUUGCCUGGAGACAUUUCUAUUGGUACCUUACCAACGAGGGUAUCCAGUAUCUUCGUGAUUACCUCCACCUGCCCCCUGAGAUCGUGCCUGCCACUCUGCGUCGCAGCCGUCCUGAGACCGGCAGGCCGCGGCCCAAAGGUCUGGAAGGAGAGCGGCCUGCAAGACUCACACGAGGGGAAGCUGACAGAGACACCUACAGACGAAGCGCUGUGCCCCCUGGUGCCGACAAGAAAGCUGAAGCCGGGGCUGGGUCAGCAACUGAAUUCCAGUUUAGAGGCGGAUUUGGUCGUGGACGUGGUCAGCCACCUCAGUAAAGUUGGAGAUUGUUUUGUGUUGAAUAAAUCUGUAGCCAGAAAAAAGUUAA